This is a messenger RNA of Ruditapes philippinarum (Manila clam), 1443 nucleotides long. RefSeq names its product acetylcholine receptor subunit alpha-1-B-like. Gene Ontology annotation, molecular function: extracellular ligand-gated monoatomic ion channel activity; neurotransmitter receptor activity; transmembrane signaling receptor activity. Lineage: Eukaryota; Metazoa; Mollusca; Bivalvia; Venerida; Veneridae. Gene Ontology annotation, biological process: monoatomic ion transmembrane transport; nervous system process; signal transduction. Gene Ontology annotation, cellular component: membrane; synapse; neuron projection. The record is from RefSeq and is a predicted model, not a curated record. Bases 38 to 1273 code for a protein of 411 amino acids. The transcript is spliced from 2 exons.
AUAUUCGAACUUUUACCGGCGCAUUAGACACAUUACAAUGACUGGGUUGAACUUCUUGCAGCAUAUUGUUCUGGCUAUUGUUUUAACCAGUUUCAUUAUAUGCAGAGCUGCAAACAUUACAGAUCAGAAUCAACUGUACGAUGACUUACAGCAAAGUUAUAAUAAAGACAUCCGACCUGAGGAAACAAAUGUCAUACAGGUAGUGAAUUUUUCACUUUCCUUAGUGAGCAUCAACCGGUUCGACGAGCUCAAUGGCGAGCUUGACAUGACGUCUAUGAUAACGAUGAGCUGGGUUGACAGCCGUUUAGUCUGGGACAGCUCCAAGUAUGGCGGUCUUACCUCGAUGAUGUUCCCGCCAAGCAAAAUAUGGACGCCACAAGUUUACAUCCUGAAUGCUUACGAUUUAUUUGAAGUUGAAAACGAGCAGUAUGUUCGUGUGACGUCGGAUGGGGUUGUCACGUGGAAACCGGCUCAACUUUUGUACCUUCUGUGCUCCGUGUAUGUUCUGUACUUUCCGUUCGACGUCCAGAAAUGCAAAAUUGAUUUUUCAGCAUGGGCUUUCUCUAAGGAUGAAAUGAUUUUGAAUUCUGAUCGAAAUGAAAUUGCCUUUGACUAUUACCAUCGCAACAGAUUAUGGCAAAUCUCAAAACACACUAUUUCUUACCCACCUCGUGGCAACAAUUCUGUACUUCGUUUCGACGUCUACAUCGAGAGGCGUGACACAUUCAUGAUCGUCUACGUGAUCAUCCCGGUCUUUCUCGUCGGUUCAUUAAAUUGUUUCGUUUUCCUGAUACCAGCGUCCGCAGGAGAAAGAACUUCCGUUGCAGUUACAGCGUUCCUUGCGUUCGUCGUUUUUAUGACGAUGGUUAACGGAAUAGUUCCGGCAAGUUCCGAUCCUGUAGCCUACCUAUUCUUUUAUAUGCUGUUCCUCCUUGCAUACAGUGGAGCAAUUAUGAUCAUGAGCAUAUUGUCUUUGCAGAUCUACGAGAGGGAAGGCAACAUUCCGUCUUUUAUAAGAAAGGCUUUCAUUUGUAGGAAAAAGAAAGGGGAAGUUGCACCAUUAGAAAAUGUUACCCCGGUAAAAGAAAUGAAACUAUCCGACACAGACCAAGACGAUGAAGACGACAGUGACGCACAGGAAGUGACGUGGAAAGAUGUCGGACUUGCAUUUGAUAGAUUUUGUUUCAUUUCUUUACUUAUAACUUACAUGAUAUAUUCAUGUAUUGUUUAUGCACAAGUGACCACUGACGUUGAGGCCGAUGGUCACGUGUAAAUUAUAUAUAUGACAGUGUUGUCCGAUUUUAUUAACCUGUCAAAUACGUAUUAAUUCAAAUGGUGUUAAUUGUUGUUUGAUUUGUAAGUUAAUUUAUACGCAUUUGGUUCUGCUUUCUGAAAAUAAAUAUUACCAUAUCUUAGAUAAUACAACAUAUAUUCUAACCCUAG